GGUGACUGAGGACGUGGUUCAUAAGCUUAUAAAUGACAAGGUGACAGUUUUACACGGCGCUCAUUGACUCUAGCUUCAAGUUUGUCUCCUGGCCCUUGUGUAUUAACUAGGCUUCAGACAUGUACGCCUGCGCCAAGUUUGUCACUGCCCCUUCUGUGCUCCGUGGAGGCUCCAGAGUACUGGCCCGGCCUGUCUCCGUGUCUAUCUUCAACAGACCUGAAGCCAGAACUGAGCAGGCAGCUCUCUUGCCUGUGAAUGAGGCGUCUUUUCUGAACGUGAGCCGUAGCUUCCAGACCAGUGCUGUUUCCAGAGACAUCGACACUGCAGCCAAGUUCAUCGGUGCUGGUGCUGCUACAGUGGGAGUCGCUGGAUCAGGAGCUGGAAUUGGGACAGUGUUCGGUAGCCUGAUCAUUGGCUACGCCAGGAAUCCAUCCCUGAAACAACAGCUUUUCUCUUAUGCCAUCUUGGGUUUUGCCCUGUCUGAGGCCAUGGGGCUUUUCUGUCUGAUGGUGGCGUUCCUUAUCCUGUUCGCCAUGUAAUUUAGACCUCUGUCCUCCUGUUUUUUGCCAUGACCGUCCAUCCAGGGAUCAGAAUCUGAAGCAGAGCUCACAAGGCCGUGGACAUGCCAUUCCAGCAAACUACUAGAAAUAUCUUGUCUGUUUCUCCCCUUCCUUCCCUCCAUGAGGUUUUUAUGUAAUUUCUCACUACAGUUUGGGACAGUCUGUCUGAAUAAAUGGGUGGGAUAACUUUA
Messenger RNA from Pangasianodon hypophthalmus (striped catfish), 751 nucleotides. RefSeq names its product ATP synthase membrane subunit c locus 1 (gene atp5mc1). The coding region runs from base 120 to 539 and encodes 139 amino acids. The transcript has 5 exons. The record is from RefSeq and is a predicted model, not a curated record. Gene Ontology annotation, biological process: proton transmembrane transport; proton motive force-driven ATP synthesis. Gene Ontology annotation, molecular function: proton transmembrane transporter activity. NCBI's taxonomy places the organism in Eukaryota, Metazoa, Chordata, Actinopteri, Siluriformes, Pangasiidae.